AAAGUUGAAUACGAAAACUAUAUGUUAAAUUAUUAAUACACACUCCUAAAUUUGUUGCUUGUAUAAAUAUAAGUCUUCAAUUCGUUUUCAUCGAAAUAGUCAUAAAACAUUUACAUUCAACAUGAGAAACAUUUUAUUAAGGUCAACUGCACGAGCUUUGUUCCGCAAUGGUGGGAACUACCACCGCAGCUUCUCAACUGCGGUGAUAGUUCAGCCGAGACACCACCAGCAUGGCGGCGGUGCUUGUGGAAACUUGUACUGGCAGAGGAUGUCAACUUUGCCAGAGAAAAAGGAUCAGCAGACAGAGGAGAGCAAAAAAGAUGCCAACCACAACGCCGUCGUUUCGAGUUACUGGGGUAUCAGUAGGCCUAAGGUUCUUAAGGAAGAUGGAACUGAGUGGCCAUGGAACUGCUUCAUGCCGUGGGAAAGUUACAGUUCAGAUGUGUCAAUAGAUGUGACCAAGCAUCAUGUACCAAAAACAUUUGGGGACAAGUUUGCUUUCAGAUCUGUCAAGUUUCUAAGAGUGCUCUCUGAUUUGUAUUUCAAGGAACGAUAUGGUUGCCAUGCAAUGAUGCUAGAAACAAUAGCAGCGGUCCCUGGAAUGGUGGGAGGGAUGCUUUUACACUUAAAAUCUCUAAGAAAAUUUCAACAUGCCGGUGGUUGGAUCAAAGCAUUACUUGAAGAAGCAGAGAAUGAAAGGAUGCAUUUGAUGACAAUGGUUGAGCUUGUGAAACCAAGUUGGCAUGAGAGGCUUUUGGUUAUUACUGCACAAGGUGUUUUCUUUAAUGGAUUCUUUGUGUUUUACAUCCUCUCACCAAAAAUAGCACAUAGGUUUGUUGGUUAUUUAGAGGAGGAAGCUGUGAUUUCAUACACACAAUAUCUGAAUGCAAUUGAAAGUGGUAAAGUUGAAAAUGUACCUGCUCCUGCUAUUGCUAUUGAUUAUUGGAGACUUCCAAAUGAUGCAACUCUUAAGGAUGUUGUCACUGUUAUUCGUGCUGAUGAGGCUCAUCAUAGGGAUGUCAAUCACUUUGCUUCUGAUAUUCACCAUCAAGGAAAAGAAUUGAAAGAGGCUCCAGCUCCUGUUGGUUAUCAUUGAGUCACUGUUUUUGUCAAAAAAAAAUUAUCAAAAUAUAGUAAUUUCUUUUUUCUAGCCUUUUUUGUCUCUAAACUUUCAAUUUGUGCUUGAAUUGUUCAAUAAAUAAAAUGUAUUUUCAGUGUGCAUUUUGUAACCUGAAAGUUUAUCAAUACACAAUAUCUCACCCAAUCAAGGAAUUGUUUGGUGGUCUUGGUGAUGAUCAUGUAUCUACACGUUUGAUGCUUCACAGAAUGGAAUUAGUAAAAUCAAUAUUAGUUUGGCUUUGGAGAGA
This is a messenger RNA of Medicago truncatula (barrel medic), 1367 nucleotides long. RefSeq names its product alternative oxidase 3, mitochondrial. The record is from RefSeq and is a predicted model, not a curated record. Gene Ontology annotation, molecular function: alternative oxidase activity. Lineage: Eukaryota; Viridiplantae; Streptophyta; Magnoliopsida; Fabales; Fabaceae. The transcript is spliced from 4 exons. Gene Ontology annotation, cellular component: mitochondrion. Bases 122 to 1096 code for a protein of 324 amino acids. Gene Ontology annotation, biological process: alternative respiration.